Molecule: messenger RNA, 2631 nt
Organism: Microthlaspi erraticum
Lineage: Eukaryota; Viridiplantae; Streptophyta; Magnoliopsida; Brassicales; Brassicaceae
Source: the annotation of a GenBank genome assembly
AUGGAUUUGGAGGAUAGCUGCAAGGAGAAGCUUUCAACUUUUCGGAUAAAAGAGCUCAAGGAUGUGCUCACUCAGCUCGGACUUUCGAAACAGGGAAAGAAGCAGGAACUUGUUGACCGGAUCUUGAUUCUUCUUUCUGAUGGACAAGCUGCUAGGUUGUGGUCUAAAAAGAACACGGUGGCAAAGGAAGAAGUUGCUAAACUAGUGGACGAUACAUAUAGGAAAAUGCAAGUAUCUGGUGCAAGUGAUUUAGCAUCAAAAGGACAAGUGAGUUCAGAUACCAGUAAUCUGAAAGUCAAAGGGGAGCCUGAAGAUCUCUUUCAUCCAGAAAUGAAAGUCCGGUGUGUCUGUGGAAGUUCACUAGAGACGGACUCAAUGAUACAGUGUGAGGAUCCGAGAUGCCAUGUUUGGGAACAUGUUGGCUGUGUUAUCAUCCCGGAGAAGCCUAUGGAUGGAAAUCCACCACUUCCUGAAUCAUUUUAUUGUGAAAUCUGCCGUCUUACUCGAGCUGACCCGUUUUGGGUUACAGUGGCACAUCCACUUUCUCCAGUGAGGUUGAAUGCAACGAGCAUCCCAAUUGAUGGUACAAGCACAAUGCAAAGUGUUGAGAGAACAUUUCAAAUUACAAGGGCAGAUAAGGACUUGUUGGCCAAACAAGAGUACGAUAUUCAGGCAUGGUGUAUGCUCUUGAAUGACAAAGUUGUCUUUAGGAUGCAGUGGCCUCAGUAUGCUGAUCUGCAGAUCAAUGGUCUGCCUGUACGUGCAACUAACCGUCCUGGGUCACAGCUUUUGGGGGCCAACGGCCGCGACGAUGGGCCUAUUAUCACACCUUGUGUUAGGGAUGGAAUUAACAGAAUAUCCGUGAGUGGAGGUGACAAUCGGAGUUUUUGUUUUGGAGUUAGACUUGUGAAGCGCAGGACUCUACAGCAGGUAUUAAAUUUGAUUCCGGAGGAGUCUAAAGGCGAGAUGUUUGAGGAUGCUCUUGCACGCGUACGCCGAUGCAUUGGAGGUGGAGGUGGAGAUGAUAAUGCCGACAGUGACAGUGACAUUGAAGUUGUUGCUGAUUUCUUCGGUGUCGGUCUCCGGUGUCCUAUGAGCGGUUCUAGAAUAAAAGUUGCUGGGAGAUUUUUACCGUGUGUGCACAUGGGCUGUUUUGACCUGGAGGUGUUUGUGGAGUUGAAUCAACGUUCCAGAAAGUGGCAGUGCCCUAUCUGUCUGAAGAACUACUCAGUGGAGCAUGUAAUCGUGGAUCCUUAUUUUAACCGUAUCACGUCUAAGAUGAAGCAUUGUGAUGAAGAGGUGACUGAGAUUGAAGUGAAACCUGAUGGUUCUUGGCGUGUAAAGUUCAAAAAAGAGAGUGAGCGUAGGGAAUUGGGGGAACUCUCAAAGUGGCACGCACCUGAUGGUAGUCUUUGCCCGUCUGCUGAAGAGAUUAAACGGAAGAUGGAAAUGUUAAUUCCGGUCAAACAAGAAGGUUUCUCUGAUGGCCCAACCCCUCUGAAACUUGGCAUAAGGAAGAAUCGCAAUGGCAUUUGGGAAGUUAGCAAACCUAAUACGAAUGGAUUAUCUUCCAGUAAUAGAGAGAAAAAUGGGCAUCAUGAGAAGAAUGUUAUACCAAUGAAUAGCAGUGCUACUGGGAGUGGUAGGGAUGGUGAUGAUGUAAGCGUAAACCAGGACGCUAUCGGAGCCUUUGACUUUGGAACCAACGGCAUUGAACUCGAUUCCAUUUCCAUGAAUGUUGAUUCAGGUUAUGACUUUGCUGAUGGAAACCAAACUGGAGAUGGUAUGGAUAAUGAAGUCAUCGUUCUUAGUGAUUCUGAUGACGAAGAUGAUGUAGUAAUCACUCCAGGACCUGCAUACAGUGGUUGUCGAACCGAUGGUGGGGUAAAUUUUCCGCUGAACUCUCCUGGAAUAAUCAACUCAUAUAAUGAGGACCCACACACCACAGCUGGGGGAACUUCACGCCUAGGUCUUUUCAAUGAGGAUGAUGAAUUUGAUACGCCUCUUUGGUCGUUUCCUUCUGAAACUCCAGAAGCCCCUGGGUUCCAACUAUUUGCAUCUGAUGCAGACGUUUCAGAAGUUUUAGUUGGUUUGCAUCAUCAUGGUUCACUAAACUGUGCUCCUGAAAUGAAUGGAGGUUACACCACGGCUCCUGAGACAUCAAUGGCAUCUGUUCCUGUGGUUCCUUGCUCGGCUGGAACAUCUGAAGCAGUUGCAAACGAUGGCCUAGUUGACAAUCCUCUUGCAUUUGGUAGAGACGAUCCCUCACUUCAAAUAUUUUUGGCAACAAAACCAGAUGCUUCAGCUCAGUUGGGUUAUAAAAACCAAGCUGAUAUGUCAAAUGGUAUCCGCAGUGAUGACUGGAUCUCGCUUAGGCUAGGCGAUAGCGCCUGUGGGAAUAAUGGUGAGCCUGCAACUGCAAACGGGCUUAACUCGAGCCAGCAGAUGUCUUCAAGGGAAGGCUCUUUGGACAAUACGACAGACACUGCUUCGUUGCUUAUGGGUAUGAAUGACAGUAGACGAGACAAGGCAAAGAAGCAAAGAUCAGAUAAUCCCUUUUCAUUCCCUCGCCAGAAGCGUUCUGGCAAGAAACGAACCGGCAUGUAUUUUGCAAAGCAAAGCAGAGGCUGA